This is a messenger RNA of Trichobilharzia szidati, 2111 nucleotides long. NCBI's taxonomy places the organism in Eukaryota, Metazoa, Platyhelminthes, Trematoda, Strigeidida, Schistosomatidae. The record is from the annotation of a GenBank genome assembly.
CGGUAUUUUUGUAACUGUUUGCAUAUAUCACGCGGAGACGUAGAUUGAACCACGUUUUCGGAAUUGUUCAUUAUACUACGGAUGUAACUUCAUCAGUUGAAAAUGCAACCAAGUGAUAGUCAAGGAGAUUUAAUUCCCAAGUCCUCAAACCAUGCAUGGGCUUUCCCGGUGGUUAUUACUAUUGUAUCCGCCCUCGGUGGCUUUCUUUUUGGUUAUGAUACUGGUGUCAUAUCCGGUGCCAUGAUUCAACUGAGAGAAUAUUUCAACCUAUCGUAUCAGUACCAAGAAAUAAUUGUUUGUACUAUUACACUGUAUAUUUAUUAUAAGUUGUAGGUCAGUAUAUCAUUAUUUGCUGCUGCGAUAGCAUGUCCAGUUAGUGCUUUUCUCAGCGAUCGUAUUGGUCGCAAAGCUGUUAUAUUAAUAGCAAGUGUCGUAUUUACUGUUGGAGCAGUAGUGAUGGGAGCCUCAUAUAGUAAGAUUUGUUUGCUAGUUGGUCGUUUGAUAGUUGGACUGGGAAUUGGAAUGGCGUCAAUGUCAGUCCCUGUAUAUAUUGCAGAAAUAGCGCCUAACCAUAUGCGCGGAGCAUUGGUAACGCUGAACACAGUGUUUAUUACAGCUGGACAAGUAAUCGCAGCAAUUGUUGAUGCUAUCUUUAUUUCGGAUGAAGUCAAUGGGUGGAGGUAUAUGUUAGGGAUUGGAGGCGUUCCGUCAUUUAUUCAACUAUUUGCAUUUAUUUUUAUGCCUGAGAGCCCUCGCUGGUUGGUCCAGCGUGGUCAAAUUUCAAAAGCUCGUGCCACUCUCCAGCGUAUCUACGGAGCAUCUGCUGCGACACCACAAAUAGAAGGUGAAAUUCAACGAAUGAUCGAAGCUUCAUCCAACGUUCAAGUGUGUGAAACCCCUCAAACAUCCCCUGAUAUUGAUCCUAACGUCUGUAUGGGGAGUUUUAGUGGGGGUAAUUCAUCUGUCAGUGAAAAUACACUAUCACAAAAUGUACUGAACAAAUCUGAUGACCAUAUAAUAAAAGGGACAGAGCCAAAUAGAUUCUGGUCACAGUUAACGCUAGUUCGUAUGUUGCGUUUCAAACCAACUAGACGCGCCUUAUUUAUUGGUUGCAGUUUGCAAAUGUUCCAGCAAUUCGUUGGAAUCAAUACUGUGAUGUACUAUAGUGCUGAAAUCUUGUCUAUGGCUGGUAUCGGUGGGACUGGCAGUAGUAAGAAGGAAGGAAACAUGAAAAUUGCCUGGCUAACUGCCCUAGUUGCAUCUACUAACUUUCUGUUUAGUUUGGGAGCUCCAUGGAUUGUUGGUCGUUUUAAAAGACGUCUUGUAUUCUAUUGUAGUUUAACAGGUGUGUUUAUAAGCCUGAUUAUUUUGGCUGUUAGUUUCCAGUUAAUUGCAUCUUAUUCUGCGCAUGUAUCGGUUAUCGAAACAAUUCCUUUGGAGAACAUCUAUGCUUCGUGUCUAAAUGCAAAGACAUGUGAUAUGUGUAUUCAACAGAAAAGCUGCGGAUUUUGUUAUGAAACGUAUUUAUCCGGUCAGACAAAAGUUCCAGUGAAUGGUUCUUGUCUUCCAUCACCUAAAGAAUUUUCCCCAUUUUCUACUUAUGGCCGAUGUUCUGAGAAGUCUAUGGAAAAAGAACAUGUUAAUUGGGCAUUCGAUCACUGUCCUAAUCCAUACGGUUGGAUGACACUCUUCGGCCUAAUACUGUAUCUCGCUUCAUUUGCUCCUGGCAUGUCACCAUUACCGUGGACUAUAAACGCUGAGAUUUACCCGUCUUGGGCUCGUAGCACAGGUGUGGCUACUGCAACAGCAUUCAAUUGGAUCGCUAAUUUGAUCGUCAGUUUUACAUUCCUUUCUCUCACUAGUUCGAUCACUCGACAAGGCGCUUACUUCUUGUAUGCUGGUGUCUCUGUGCUGGCAAUUAUAUUUGUCUGGAGAUUUGUACCGGAACAUGGUAAUCAGUCUCUUGAAGAGAUUGAAAUCACCUUGGGACGCUCUUAGAUCUUCGAUAUAAUUGAUUGCGCAUUGAUUUGAUAAUUGAUACUUGUAGAAUUGACCUGUGAUUUUUGUCAUCCAUAUUCUGUUCAUAGAUUAUUAUUUUUUUCUUUAAACGG